AUGUCACGAAAUGCCUCAUAUACACGCCUCAAAUCUCCCGUAGAUGAUGAAGAAGAAGUCUACUCACCUCCACUACUACCACGCCAGUCACGCGAUUCAGAAGAUUCUCUCCGUGCUCUCGAAAUCUCUGAGGGUCCAUUGACCUCGAUGUCUCCGAGGCAACGAGGGCGUUCUUAUUCUAUAUCGGGGUUCGACUUCCAGCAAGACCUACUACCGCUUACAUCCAGUUUGAGUGAUCCGGAAGCUGUUAUACACGCCGAGGCAGGCGAAAAGAAUCUCGGACUAAUAAACGGUGCGCUUGGAAACAAUACCUCUGCUCUAUGCCUGACUUGUAAACCACUCGGCGAAGGAAUUGCUCUUGUCGUUGGCCUACAAAUUGGCUCUGGCAUCUUUUCAUCACCUGGUGUUGUUGUCGCGAAUACACAUAGCGUCGGUGCCAGUCUCACUGUGUGGCUAGUUUCUGGUCUGCUUGCCUGGACCGGUGCUAGCAGUUUCGCCGAACUAGGUUCUGCCAUCCCUUUGAACGGUGGAGCACAGGCCUACCUUGCAUACGCGUAUGGCCCUUUGAUUUCAUAUUUGUUCGCUUGGACAGCUAUCAUAGCCCUCAAACCUGGAGGGAACGCUGUGAUCAGCCUUAUUUUCGCAGAAUAUUUGAAUCGCAUAUUCUGGCAUACCACUCGCGAUGAUGUAUCACCGGACGACCUCCCUCAAUGGGCUAUCAAGCUGACCGCGAUAGGCGCCGUUCUUUUCGUGACAUUGCUAUGUAUUGCUGCACGUAAUUUGGGCUCUCGGGCAGCCGUCAUCUUCACUAGUGUCAAAGUAUUGGCGCUUGUGUCCGUCACCAUUCUCGGCAUCGUCCAACUAGCACGCGGGCGUGCAUCGACGUCACUCACUACACCGUUAUUUGAAGGCUCAAGUCGGAGCCCUUCAGCCUACUCCCUAGCCCUCUAUUCCGGCUUGUGGGCCUUCGAUGGCUGGGACCAAGCUAAUUAUGUCGGCGGAGAGCUUACGAAUCCCGAGAAGAAUAUACCACGCGCUAUCCAUUCCAGCAUGGCCAUUGUGACAGUACUCUUUUUGCUGGCAAACGUAUCAUAUUUUGUCGUCCUUGAUAAGGCGACCGUUGGUUUGAGUAAUACGGUGGCGAUGGACUUCGGACGAAAGUUGUUUGGCCCCGUUGGGGGUUUCGUCUUUGCGUUCAUGGUCGCUUUCUCAUGCUUUGGGGCUCUAAAUGGAUCUUUCUUCACGACAUCACGCCUUAUCUACGCUGCUGGGAGGGAGCAUUUUCUUCCUGAAGUAUUCGGUCGGCUGCACAAAAGCCGCGGAACACCCCUCAACGCGUCCCUUCUGCAAGCUGCAAUCACCAUAACGUUCAUCCUGAUUGGUGGGGGUUUCAGAUCACUGAUCAACUUCUCCGUCGUGGCUUCGUGGGGCUUUUACUUCCUCACUGUACUAGGACUUGUGAUCCUACGCGUAAAGGAACCGAAUCUUGAGAGGCCGUACAAGACUUUUAUUAUCACGCCUCUAACAUUCUGCGGCGUCGCGCUGUUUUUGUUGUGCAUGCCCAUCAUUGCGGCGCCCCUUGAGGCUAUGGCGGUAUUAGGGUUCGUGGCUGCUGGCAUUCCGGUCUACUACAUUACCCAUCGCAAGAGUGAAGAAUUGCCUAGACCAUUAGCAUUCCUCCGUUCCCCACAUCCUCAGACAAUUUGCCUUCUCGAUAACAAACGGGCAUCAAUCUCCAUGUCCGAUCACACGUACAAGUUCGAUGUCAAGAUGACCUGCUCUGGAUGUUCGGGAGCAGUUGAGCGAGUUCUCAAGAAGACAGACGGCGUGUCCAGCUACGACAUAAGCCUCGAGAAGCAAGAAGUUCUCGUCAAAGGAAGCAUCCCGUACGACGAUCUCCUGGAGAAGAUUAAGAAGACGGGCAAAGAGGUCCGUUCUGGCACAACCAUUGAGUAA
Messenger RNA from Pleurotus ostreatus (oyster mushroom), 1956 nucleotides. RefSeq lists its product as uncharacterized. The coding region runs from base 1 to 1956 and encodes 651 amino acids. The record is from RefSeq and is a predicted model, not a curated record. The transcript is spliced from 19 exons. Gene Ontology annotation, cellular component: membrane. NCBI's taxonomy places the organism in Eukaryota, Fungi, Basidiomycota, Agaricomycetes, Agaricales, Pleurotaceae. Gene Ontology annotation, molecular function: metal ion binding; L-amino acid transmembrane transporter activity. Gene Ontology annotation, biological process: amino acid transmembrane transport.